UUUUACAACUAUUUUUAUCAUGAUUAUUUCAAUGAUUACAUUAAUUAUAGGGCACGGUUUAUGAUUGUGAAUGCCUUCUUCGGGGAACUGAGCACAGAAGUUAGCUUUGAGAGACCACGCUACGAUUUUAACGACUUUGGAUCUGAUAUUGGUGGCAAUCUAGGUCUGUUUCUAGGCUGUAGCGUCCUGACGGUAAUGGAGUUCAUAGACUUUCUUAUUGUGUACUGUCGUCAGAAAAAGAGGGAACAUAAUCGAACCAAUCAGAAUUCAGACCGUGAUGUAGAGGGUUGUUAAUCUGGUAGUAGCUGCAUAAAUGUCUUCUCCAACUGUCAGUCAUUGCCCAACUGUGUUGUCUUUACGUUCAAUCUGAAUACUCCAGUUUCGAUAUUAUAGCGAAAAACCGCUGCUUUGUUUGACAACAGAUCCUCUUGCGCAAAGACCUGACCAAACACAAAAGAGAGCACGAGAAAAUGUUGUUAUUACAAUGGCCUUGAAAAACUUGCAUUUUCCCCGAGUUAUAAAGACUAACCCUGUAUUCCCAUAAGACCUAAGGUAUGAGCUAGCCUCAUCUUGGGGGAAUUGUAUUUGUUAGCGCUAUUGUACUAACAACAUUUUCUCGUGCUUUCUUUUGUGUUUGGUAAGGCUGCGUAAACAAUCUGCUGUCAAAUAAAACAGAGGUUAUUCGCUUUGAAUUCGAAAAUGGAAUACUUGAGCUUAUUAUGCAGUUUUUCACUUUGGACGUGUUGGAGUAUUUUUUUCAAACUCAAUUAUAGCUUUUUAUCCAUGACAAACAAACGGAACAUCUAUUGAUGAGUCUCGUCAUCAAUGAUUUCUGCUUGUUUUUUUGUCAAACGGUCUCGGUGAACGGCGAUUGUCCAAGGGAGAAUGCACCACCCGAAAGGGACUAUGGUUAUCCUGUUUUAACAAACAAAUUUUCAGUUAAUGGAUUCGCCUUUCAUAGAAAUGGAGACUAAAUGGAGCCAAUGUUCAGCUAGUACUGACAGUAUAAAUCAGUUGUCAUUGCCUUUCAACUAGCAAAACCAUGGUUUCUUUCGGUCGUGCAAUCGCCAUUCGACAAUUGACAUUUAUCCAAUGACAUUUUUUGAAAUAGUUGUAUAUCUUAAAAUUUCAUGAUCCAUUCUGUACAAAAAUAAAAAAAGUUAACGUGCUGGUAUCAUUUAUACAUAGGAUCAAUUUUUUUUGUUCCUAUUCUUUGUGUACUUAGUGAAGAAUUGGGUUCUAUUGAAAUGGACUAUACUUUAUAUUUCCUUUAUUAAGAUAUUGAGUAUUUAUGUGUCAAUCUUCAAGUAGCUUCAGGUUUUCAACUACACAAUGAGUCAUACAAUCAAAAAUUUUGCAGCAUAUAUUGUCUUAAAAGAUACGUGAUUCUAGCUGUUCGGGGAGCAGAAGGCAAAAGGAAAGCGGCUUUUACUAAAACAACUAUUUGUACUUCUCUUUUCAACAAACAAGAUGUUUCUGUUAAUAAAAGACAAACGUACAUUUAUACAUGGAUGUUAAUUUUAAAACAAGAGUAUUGAUAUGGAAAAAGCCACGAAAAAAAUCAAGCACACAGCAGCGUAUUUAUUUUAUUAUAACCUAAAGCAAUGAAAGAUAGUACGUCAUGGCAUUGCUGGCAGGUGGCGCAAAAGGCACGACACACUUAGUCUAAUAAAAUUAUAUAUUUAUUGCAAACUGACUCGUGUUGGCUACUUGAAGGUCUUAAGACUGGUGGAGAGGCAAACUGAAAAAUAGUGAAAAAAAAAAACUCAUUGAAAAGCAAUGGGCUUUUUACACUAAAUUUGACUGGAAUCCAAAAAGAUUGUCUGUUAAGAAGAGACUGUAUGGGAGCCAAGCAAAAUUGUGCACUAGUAGACUCCAAGUUACACGCAGUUCCAAAGCUGACUUUAUAUCGCACGAGGGCUAACAAUUAUGUCCAAUAGUUCAACGAAAUCGUCGCAGCUAGUUGAAGAUUUUGCUGAUUACAGUACUCUCCAUGGGUUUCACUUUGUACUUAAAAGAAUUUACGGUCCAAUUCGACGUGUGAUAUGGCUGUGUUUGAUUCUUGCUGGUGUCAUCGCUCUUAUAAUCCAGAUAAUUUCAAGUUUUAAGAAGCUUCAUGCACAUAUACAUGUUUUGGACAGAAUCGUUGUUCCGUCAGAAAAACUGACUUUUCCAGCAUUUACAUUGUGUAAUAUUAACAUGAUGAAAAGAUCCAAGAUUAAGGGAACAGAUGCACAACUCUACUUGGACAAACUUGAUCCUUUMAAAGCCGAUAAAGUUAAACAUAAAACCUUGAACAGUUCAUUCAACAUCAAAGAAGCAGUCCUCAAGUAUGGGCACACGGCUAAAGAUAUGAUUAAAGUUUGUACUUGGAAGGGGAAGCCUUGCAGUUACAAAAAUUUUAGUACAACAUUCUUGUCACACAAUUUUGGCCUGUGUCACACAUUCAACUUAGGAGUCAACGGGGAACAACUGGUUUCUUCAACAUCAAACCAAGAAGAUCUUGGUCUUAACUUAUUGGUCGACAUUGAAAACCAGRAAUAUUAUGGCUACGAAAGCUACCGGUCAACUGGGAUUAAAGUAGUCGUCCAGCAUCAGACUGAAUAUCCAAGGGUGGAGAAUGUUGGAAAUGACGUAAUGCCAGGUUUCACAACUACAAUCAAAAUAAAACGCAAAAUGUUCCAUCGUCUACCACCACCUUUCAGGUCAGCCUGCGGGAGUAAAAAACUCGUCACGUCCAAUGUAUACACUCAAAGAAGAUGCAUGUUUGAAUGCUUUACGCGUGCUAUGAUUAAAUCAAAUGGCUGUAGACUUCUCGACAUGCCUAAUUUGCCAGAAUUUAAACACACAGAAUAUUGUAGGCCGGAUGAAUUGCAAAAAAACUCAACGUUAGUAGAUAUAUUGGGGCAAGUAAGAUCGAACAACUGUGGCUGUCCCAUCGCAUGCGAAGAAACAGCAUACAGCACUGUUCAGAGCUUAGCAUACUUUCCCUCCACGUCGUUCAUGGAGAUGUAUGCUAAUGACACUCAAACCCUAAACCUUGCUUUAUCGGAAAUUAGGGCACGGUUUAUGAUGGUAACUGCCUACCUGGAUGAUCUGAUGACAGACGUCAGCAUCGAAAAACCGUUCUACGAUAUCAGCGAUUUUGGAUCUGAUGUUGGUGGCAAUCUUGGUUUGUUUCUUGGAUGCAGUUUGCUGACACUCGUGGAGUUCCUUGACCUUUUUAUUGUAUAUUGUUGUAAAAAAUGGAGAACAAGGAAUAGAAUCAAGCAACCUUCAGAUAGAAAUGUAGAAGCUGCAGAUAAUUUCCAACUGCCGUCACCUUGAAAUAUCCUGUUUUCAAAACAUUAAUAUAACCACUCAUUAAUCCUGUCUAGAUCUAUAGGUACCUGUGCAAGAUUGCACAGUUAGGAAUAAUAUGUGGAUACAUCAAAAGAUUCCUCUGGCUGCCAAAUUGAACUAGGCCUAAAAAGCUUUUAAUGUUCCUUGUACCGUAGUACUUCUAUUGUAGACAACCUUACAUGUUGUGAUUAAUCUCAAGACGUAGUACUGUACUAUUAAAUAAUAUAGUUAAAAAAGAAUGUAUUUGCGAGAACUAUAAUCAAGACUUAUAAAGAGGCUCAAGAUGGAAGACACCCUAGCCCCUUUGCAAUAGAUUGUCAUCCUUUUCAGUGUUCCAGGCAUGCGGGAUAUUAUAUAUUCAUCUGGUUGCAAUGAACAACAUUCCAACACCCAUAAACAUUGGUCGAUGUGCCAAAUUUCAAGUAGUUUGUUUUUAACUAUGUAAUGAUUCCCUCAUAAGCAAUGUAAUAUCCUAAUUUAUCAUAUGAUUUACCUAUAUAUCCUAAUAUUAAAAGCUAGAUAUGCAGGAGAGUAAGAGCAAACUACGGAACGGUUUCUACAGCUAAAAAAUUCUUUUUCUAAGCUUUAAUAAAAUUUUCAUCUGUCUAGAAAACCUAUCGAACAGCACGAAGUUGGACUCAACAAAAGCCCCCCUAUCGAUCCCCUUGCAUGUUAAGUCAAAUGCAGCCUCAUCUGGACAAAUAAAUUUUCUUCUUCUUCUUGGUAACUAGUGUCCAGUGUAUGCCCGUUGGAGUAGCAUCCCAUGAGCUUCAUGGGGUCUAUAUAGAAAUAAGUUAACUUACUCCGUCAAAUUGUGUAAACCUUUCUUGCACUGUUUUGUUCAGUUUAGAAAAUGAUAUUCAUAAGAACAAUGGUAAUUGAAAAAAAUGUUUCACUUCAGUUGCAGAUUUAGAGCAAAUGUGCUUUGUCGGUGCUGCUGAUUUUGUAAAAAUUUCAUGGAAUAAAUGCGUUUAUACUCUAUUAAAUGCACAUGAAUGUACGUUGAUAAAAGGAGACUGAUAUAUGCGAAAAAAAAAACAACAAAAACAAAUGAAAUAUUAAACGCUCAACGCAUCCUGUAAUUUAAA
Messenger RNA from Exaiptasia diaphana, 4430 nucleotides. Its product is annotated as acid-sensing ion channel 2. Lineage: Eukaryota; Metazoa; Cnidaria; Anthozoa; Actiniaria; Aiptasiidae. Gene Ontology annotation, molecular function: ligand-gated sodium channel activity. The record is from RefSeq and is a predicted model, not a curated record. Gene Ontology annotation, cellular component: membrane. The transcript is spliced from 9 exons. Gene Ontology annotation, biological process: sodium ion transmembrane transport. Bases 1930 to 3327 code for a protein of 465 amino acids.